Molecule: messenger RNA, 7375 nt
Organism: Mercenaria mercenaria
Lineage: Eukaryota; Metazoa; Mollusca; Bivalvia; Venerida; Veneridae
Product: solute carrier family 13 member 2-like
Exons: 18
Coding region: 307-2484 (725 amino acids)
Biological process (GO): monoatomic anion transmembrane transport
Cellular component (GO): membrane
Molecular function (GO): transmembrane transporter activity
Source: RefSeq, a predicted model, not a curated record
UUUUUAAUAUUCGAUAUAUUUGUAUAGAUCGGACUCAUGAAUGAAGUUUUGUUUUGAUACGAAGGGGUAUUUUAUCAAAAGGAUAAAAUGUAAUGUACAAUAAUAUCAUACAGCGUUAUACCAUUACAAAUUCAUUGACUGAAAUUCAUUGACGCGUGGCAAAUAAACCACUAUAUUUGUAUGGCAGACACCAGAUACGAAACUGUACUACCGAUCUGAUCGUUGUGUGGAGUGGUUAUAAUAACAGUGUAAUAGAAAAUCUCGAUUUUGAGCAGGAGGAAUUUAUAGCACUUCCUGGCAUAUGAUAUGGGUUUUAAACAGUUUUUAAGACAAAUUAAUGAAUGGAAAAAUUUGCUUAUAGUUGUGUUAUUGCCUAUUAUACUCCUUCCUCUACCGGUUCACGGACAGACCUCGGUAGCAAAAUGUGCCUACGCAGUGAUAAUCAUCGGCGUGUUUUGGGUGAUGGAAGUGAUGCCAAUUGCUGUGACGUCACUGAUACCUAUUUUUAUUUUCCCAAUCCUUGGUAUUAUGCCGUCAAGUGAAGUUUGUGUCAACUAUGCAAAUGACACGCUUAUGUUAUUUAUGGGCAGUUUGGUCGUGGCUGCUGCGGUCGAAAGAUGGAAUCUACACAAAAGGAUCGCACUCAGGGCUCUCACAUUAGUAGGACCGGAACCCAGAUGGUUAAUGUUGGGAGUUAUGUUGCCGACAUGGUUUUUGUCAAUGUGGAUGUCAAAUACAGCAACCACAGCGAUGAUGAUACCGAUUCUGAAUGCAAUACUGACACAGAUCAGGGAGGUCAAGCAGAAAGUUCACGAAGACAAAAGACGAGACAGUUACGAUGAAACGACCUGUCUGCAAGAAACUCAUAAUGGGCAUAUCCCUCAGGAACAUCCCAAGCGCGAGGUCAAGGUCAUGUUGGAGAUGGACAACAUUCUAGAACCGGGACAUCCUGUCACGCUUCUAGCUGAAAGCUCUAGUUUACAAGUGCCUGUUGAACAAGAAAGAUUCAAACGGGUUGAGAGCGACGCCAGUAUAAAUGCAGCAGAUUUUACCUCCCGGUCUAUGCUAACACAUCCAGUCGAAAACGACAGGCCAAUAACGAGAGAAAAUACGGCAUAUGAAAACAGUGCUAAAUGUGAAGACGAAAAAGAGUAUGAACAACUGGCUAAAACCUUUGCUCUUUGUACCGCUUAUGCGGCCAACGCUGGAGGGAUAGCCACACUGACCGGAACACCGCCAAAUAUCAUUUUGAAAGGUCAAGCCGAUAUACCGAUGUCGAACAACACCCGUCGAGGAGAAAGAUCAAAUAUGCAAGCUGAGACUGAUAGAGAGUUUGAAGAAUUGGCAAAGACUUUUGCAACGUGCGUCGCUUACGCAGCCAGCUGUGGAGGUGUGGCUACAUUGACUGGAACGCCCCCAAAUAUAAUUUUAAAGGGACAAGCAGAUAUACUCUAUAACGAGUAUAAUAUACCGUCGGCAAUAACGUUUGCGAACUGGCUUGUCGUCGGCAUCCCAUUGUCUUUAAUCGUGUUCAUUGCAACUUGGAUAUGGUUACAAAUUUAUGCUCUUCGUAAAAAGUGCUUGUGUUGUGUGAAGUCUGAUGAUGAUUACAGUGCUGUCAAAGUUCACCUCAGACACGAAUAUCACAGACUCGGCCCAAUGAGCUUUGCGGAGAAGGUUGUUCUUUGUGAUUUUGUAAUGUUAGCACUUCUGUGGAUUAUGCGCAAUCCAGUUUUCAUGCCAGGCUGGGGAAAACUGUUUCCAGAAAGGUAUGUGCAAGAUUCAACAGCAGCGAUAUUUAUGUCUGUGAUGUUGUUUGUGCUGCCGAGUGACUUGCCAUUUCUUAAGAAAAAAGCUCAAAGAACUGACGAAUUAACAGCAAGACAUGCCUACAUUCCCUUGUUGACAUGGAAAUAUGUAAAUGAUAAAAUGGCAUGGGGUGUGCUGCUCCUGAUGGGUGGAGGAUUCGCCCUUGCCGAUGGCUGCAGCAAAUCUGGGUUGUCUUUGUGGUUAAGCGAUCAGCUGACAAUAUUUGCCGACCUGCCAGAUUGGCUUACCGCAGCUCUGCUGGCUUACAUCACAGCUGCUAUUACCAAUGUAACCAGUAAUGCUGCUACUGCAACACUCUUUCUACCUAUUGUUGGUGGUCUGGCCAUCCGCUUGGCGGUACAUCCCCUGUAUUUUAUGAUUCCUUGUGCGGUGGCAGCCUCGUUUGCAUUUAUGUUGCCUGUUGGAACUCCUCCCAAUGCAAUUGUUUUCUCUACUGGAUAUCUGAAAGUUUCUGACAUGAUGAAAGCUGGCUUUGUGAUCAACAUUAUAUCUGUGGGUAUAUUGUGCCUCGCUUUGAACUCGUUCAUCUACCCAGUGUUUGAUCUUGGCAAUAUACCCGACGCCUUCCUAUCUAACAAAACCUCAGGAGUCACUCAAGUCAUAACUGGUGUAAAUAAUACUUUAAGUUACAAUGUAACCAAUGCAGCCUCGUGAAUGAUAUAACCUAUGCAGCCUCAUGAAAGAAUAAACCUAUCAACGAAGUAACAACAACGGUACUGAUCGUUAUAAAAAUAUAGGAAUCUCGUAUGAAGAAGAAAUGUUUGAGACAAUAAACAUGGAUAUGUCAACAUAAAGUAACCAUGAAUUAUUUGAGUAAUGUCCGAUACAGAGCAAUAACACCAAUGCCCAACAGUAACUUCCAUGACAAACACGUUACGUGUGUGGCAGAACUAUACAUGUGUAACAUUCGUGACUCCAUGGCAUUCCAAACAUUUGUGAAAGAAGAUGUAACAUCCGUGACAAGACUAGUUUCAUCUGCUAUAGUGUAUUUACAUCCAUCACAAAAAUGUAUAUGUAUGAUAUUUAUGGAAGAAUGGUAAAACGCAUGACUUAUAAUAUUAUGGCAUAACCAAAUUAUCCAUGAAAAAAGUUGUAACAUCCGUUAUUAGAAAGGUUACAUACGUUACAAACUGUCACAGAGCAUAAACGGCCAUGCAAACAAAAUGUUAUUUCCUUGCAAUGGGUUUUUACGACUUAUUACAUUGAUAACGGGCGCUUCCGGUUGCUUUAAUUGAAUUGAAUAGUGUGUAUGUUAUACAUGUGUAUAAAUGAAUCUUAAUCACUGCUUAAGAUGUAUAUGUGAUAUGGCCUGCAAAAUAUUGUUGAUUUUUUUCUUCUAGAUCAAGAUAUUUAGCCGAAUCAUCUUCACCAUCUCUUCUUUUUUAAUGCGUUAGGUUAAUAAAAUCUGUUAGAAUGAGACUGCCAGUGGUUUUACAUCACAGUCAUCAGAAACCAAGUAUGAAAACAUUGAAAUCUUUAGUCGAAGAGUUCAAAUAUUAGCGCUACACUAAUGCUGUCAUCUUGUUGUAGUUGAUAUGUUUGUUAAGUGUUGAUGCAGUUACGUAAACUUUUUGUUCUCGAUAUCAAAAAGUUAGUAUUUUCACACUGGCGCAGUAUUUCGCGAUAUCAGCCAGUUGCUAUUUGCACACUGGCGUAGUAGUUCGCGAUAUUGGCCAGUUGCUAUUUGCACACUGGCGUAGUAGUUCACGAUAUUAGCCAGUGGCUAUUUUCACACUGGCGUAGUAUUUUGCGAUAUUAGCCAUUUGCUAUUUGUACACUGGCGUAGAAUUUUGCAGUAUCAGCCAGUUGCUAUUUGCACACUGGCGUAACAGUUCGCGAUAUUUGCCUGUUGUUAUUUGUACGUCGGUGCAGUAUUUCGCGAUAUUUGCCAGUUGUUAUUUGCAUACUGGCGUAGUAUUUCGCGAUAUUUUCCAGUAGUUAUUAGCAAACAGGUGCAGCAUUUCGAGAUAUGAGCCGGCGAUUGCACACCGGCGCUAACACCAUCACGAAUGGUUAUUGCUCGCAAAAAAGUCUAUUUAUAAAUAUUUGGAUACUCUCCUCUUGAAUUCCACUUAUCUUUACACGAUAUUUGUCUAAGGCUCAAAUAACAUAUAUAUAUAUAUAUAUAUAUACAGUAGGUUUUAUGCUAUUUUUAUCGAUUUGUGGUUUGAAUGAGUGUUGGGAUGUGUAUUGUUAUAUUGCACACACUCUAAUAUAAUUUGACAUUUCAAAUGGUUAGUCAAAUGAAUUUAUCUCAGGAAAUACUGUUUCAUUGAUUUUUAGUGAUUUAAAUUGCUUGUAUAAUUGUAACCAAGAUCGAUAUAUGUAUAAUCUGGAUCUUUAUUUAUGUGUGUGAUAUUUAUUAUAAUCUUGGCGUGGGUAUUGGUCAUGCAAAUUUUUCUUGUAAUAUUUACAUGCAGUUUCUAUGUCAACAUAUGUAUAUAAAGCAUACAAUGGAAUGCAGAAUCAUACAAUAGUAUGUAAAUAUUUCAUGUUUUUUUUUUGAAAAUUUUUAAAAAGAGUUUUGAAAUUCUUAAUGGUUUCAUAGACUAAGUUUAUAUUUGCAUGAACAUGAAUUGCUUAUUACUUGCCAUGGAAAUUAUUUACCCUGUUAUGUAACUUUAAGGCAGUGAACCCAUAUUGACACUCGGCAAUUUCCGUGUAAUUACGUAUUUUCGUUCGUAAAUAUAGCUUAUAUGAACAGCCGGGCAUUGCCGAAAUUACUUACGAAAUUCAAAGGAAAUUACCGUCUGUUUUUAUAGAUUCGCUACCUUAAAGAAUUCUUAUUUACACACAUAUAACAUUGCAUUUUAAAGAAUGUUUGAAAUUUAUCAUAUUGAUGUCUAAAACAGCACGUGCGAGGAUAGAGAAUUAUGCUCGGAUAUCAACUUGUCUUGAGUUACAUUUCAAAGAGGUAUUAUAUCAAUGUCUGGUAUUUUUGGAGACAAUGCACGUGUAAAAAUUUCAUACCUGACAUAUUCAGAAAUUGAAAAUAUGCUUAACUGCUUCAAGUUUUGAUUGUUAUAUCAGCAUGUUGAAGAAAGCGCGCACAUUCGAAUUAAUGUUCAUGUGUACUAAACUUCUUAAAGAAUCUGUUUUCCUCUAAAAUACCAUACCGAACUGUACAAGUUAUUUUCUAUGUAUUUCCAGUCAUAUUAGGCUGAUUAUUAUAUGUUGAUUAUAUAAAAGAGAGACCAUUUAACUCUAUUUGCUCAAAUUUGAUAACAGUAGAAAUGCCAAUCGAAAUUGUCGUCUGCAGACAGUACAUGUUACAUAUCACGUCAUAUACUAAUUUAUGAUUUUAUGCGAAUUUAGUAUUUGUUAUUAAAAAAAAAUUCCAGAUUGACUAAAAAUAGAAGUUUUAUAGUCAGUCUGUUCUUUUAAGAUUUUUUGCGAUUGGCUUAUUUUAAGGCAGCAAUUUAAUGAAACAAAGCAAUGCAAUAAUUUCACUUCCGUUGUGUGUGAAGUCUAUGAAAAGAUAUGACUAUUUAAAUUCAUGUGUGUUGUGCAUAAUAACAUGACAUGAAUACUAAACUCAUGUGUUAUGCAAAUAACAUGGCUUGACAAUUUACUUCAUGUAUGUUAUGCACAUAGCAUAACAUGACUCUUUUAUUUAUAUGUGUUAUGCAAAUAACAUAACAUUACUGAUUAUGCUAAUGUGUGUUAUGCAAAAAAAUAUAGAAACAAUCCUGUACAGAGUAGUGUAGGUGUUGUGACAAAAGAUCAUCAAAUCAUUGUACAUCGAGCUUUGUUUUUGGUAGUUAAAUCAACAUUUUCAAUAAGUCCGUUAAUUGUGUAGAAAGAAAUAAAGAAACGGUUUUGAAUAAAGUGUGAAUUACAAAGUUCAGUGAAAUAUACCUAGUAAUCUCAUAGUGAAAAAUACCAUUUUUUCACUGGCUGCACGACCGGGGCCAAAUACAUAAAAUUUAGUCCAGAACGUAAAAAAGAUGACAGAAAAAAGAAAUGUGUCUGUUUUAUAUGUGAAAUCAGAGUAUCUUUCAUGUGAACGCCAAGUCCGAUAUUUUCACAAAUGGCUGCGCCGCUGGUGAAAACAUUGCAUCUUGUGUGACUAAUCAUUUAAUCGUACAUUGAAACUAUCACAGAUGAAUUUUAAAUUAUGUUAAUACUUUCGUUUUUUCUUUGCAAAUCGCCAAAAACAUGUCUUUGAUGGUUUUAUGUUGUAUGUUACUAUUUAUAUUUGAUCGUGACGUCAUCAGUUAAUUUUAUCUGAUGUUAUGUAGCCAUUGUGAAUCAGACUCCUUGCAAAGUUAUCUCCCAUUUAAUUAUCUUGUUAAGAAGUAAUUGACCUCAUUUGCUCCUGUUAUUACUUUUUCUUUAUAAUAUGCAUUUUAAGUCGAAAAACAAAUUUAAACGGGCUUCUAUUUUUUCGAGACAAUCAUUGAAUGAAAAUUUUAAUGUACGGCGUCCUUUGACAUUUUUAUGCUUUCACUGGAACGUCUUUUAUAUGCUAGAUUUUCUUGUAGACAUGCCUUAAUAUAUACAAACUUUUGAACUUAAUGUUUACAUACACUAUAUGCAGUAAUUGUUCACAUUUUCAAAUUUGAUAUUUGGGACUUUUAAUACCUUUAAUCAGAUUUUUUUCUUUCUGUAUUGUUAGUGUCCAUUUACGGCAGGGCGCCUACCUAUACAGUCGGUCAGAUAUUGAGAAGUAUGCUAGCCCGAUUGUUUAAUUAACUAGGCGCCUUUGCGUUAUUGGAUUAUUGCACACUGAAUCCACAGUGGUUUGUUAAUUCACCCUGCAUGUGAAAUUUCUCUGAUCCGGGCAUGUGGAAAAGGCUUGUGAAUGUCACUGCUGAUUUAUGAGUGACGAACAGAGAUAUUUUUCACAUUUUAGAUUUUUACAUCGUUGACAUAGUGUACAUUUUAUAAGAAUCAUUACAUAAUGCAGUUGGUUUCUGGGUUGUUUUGUACAUACAAAAAUGCAUAAAUCCAGCUUUAGAAUAGGACCAAAAGUAUUUAUAAUAGUUCAUACUAUGUGAAAACGAUGUAAUCUUUUUUGAAAGGUUUCUUGUCGACAGUAUGCUUAAUUUUGCUAAAAGUAGAUGGUAUGGUGCGGAUUUUCAUGCUCGCUUUAAUUAAAACACUAUUGUUUGAUCCACCCUGUCCAUAACAAGGAUUUUCUUUGAUUUCUCUUUAGCUGUUAGAAAAAGUUAUCAAUAUUAUACGCCAUUUUAAAGAACUCGAAGUGGUGAGAGUGACUUUUUAAAUGUUUAAGAUAUUUCGAUUAUUUUGUAAUUGAUCGUGAAAAAAAUUAGAGUACUGAUACUAGUUUCAUUUGAGUUAAAAGAAACAAUACUAGUGUUAUACGGGGUGUAGUUGUGAUUUCAGCAAGGCUCGAACCCACGAACUACGGGUUUUGUUAUAAAAUUUUAAGGAAGUAUUGCUAUUUAUCAAUUAUAAAUAAAAGAGUCUGAACAUUUCGCAACCAAAAUAUAUUUUUGGCCAUUAAAUUGACAUGAAUAAAGAUCUGUUCUUACUACCACACAUGACUGAGCUUUAAAUUGUAUGUAUCUUAUAUCUUGAU